GUGAAAUGUGACACCCAUAUUCUAAUAUAUAUAACAAUAUGACUCAAAACGCCAAAGUUAUAUUACAAGGAAAUAAAAUUGAUUUUAGUUUAUCUGAUUUAACAACCGUUCCAAUAAAAUCGAUACUAAAUUUUCCUAGAUAUAUUUCUCUCGACUUGUCUUGCAAUAAAAUAUCUCAUAUUGGUACUGAUUUUUGUUCGUUAGUACAUAUUGUAGACUUAGAUAUAAGCAGAAAUUUAUUAUCAGAGUUACCAGAAGCAUUUGGAAAUCUUAUAAGAUUACAACAUCUUGAUCUAAGUGAUAAUCAUCUAACAAAUUUGCCCACCAGUUUCUAUCGUCUUUCAAAUCUAAAAUAUUUAGAUCUCAAGGGCAACCCAUUAAAUGAUAAAUUAAGACCUGUUGCUGGCUUCUGCUUGGAUGAAAGUGAAUGUAAAAGCUGUGCAAAAAAGGUAGUGGCACAUUACAAAAAUAUUCAAGCUACAAUUGAUAAGCAAAAACAAAAAGAAGAACAAAUUAGACAAGACGCCCUUCGUAAAAUGGAAGAGAAGGAACGCAAAGAACAGGAGGCCAUGCGGAUGAAUAAAAAACUUGAAAAGGAUAAACGAAGAUUGGAGAUUGAGCAGAAGCGAUUGCAGGAGCAUUGGAAUCAAGACCCAUCUCAUAAUAGGAUCACUGAGUAUACAAAUGAUAAGGACAAGUUACCAGGAAAUAAACCGUUCAAAUUUUCCCCUCGGACAUUGGUCCUUAUACUGUUUGCUCUGGCUUUCAUAUGCGCGAUGUUUUAUUUUCUAUGGGUAGUCGGUGUUGGGCCUUCGGCGUUCAUGACAUCCGAUUUAUGAAACCAUAAUAUUUAUUAAUAAUAAAUUAUAUCGGAUUUAUCGAAAUUUUAAAUCUUUUUAAACAAAAGUGAUGUAUUAUAAAAAAAUGUUGGGAGAGGGAACAGGGGAUUUAGGAAAAAUUUCUACCCGAAAAAAUCAUAUUUUUGCACAUUAUCUCUCAAUAUUUCAUAUUAGCAAAAAUUUUAUCAUAAAGUAAUUAGUAUUAAUAAAAAAUAUGGUAUAUUUAUUACGAAUAAUAAUUCAAAUUUAUAUUUUUGGUUAUAGAUUUAUUAUUAUGAGAUCUUAGUAAUAUUGUUAAAUAACCUUUAUUCACGUAUAUUUUUUUUGAAAGAAAUACUUUGUUAUUGGGAAAUUUCCCCUAUCAAUUUUACUAGCAUUUUUAAAAUUUGUUAUGUUUUUUUCAUCUUAUUUAUGCACCAUUUUCAAAUUCCAUU
Messenger RNA from Gordionus sp. m RMFG-2023, 1273 nucleotides. Its product is annotated as leucine-rich repeat-containing protein 59-like. Bases 39 to 839 code for a protein of 266 amino acids. The record is from RefSeq and is a predicted model, not a curated record. NCBI's taxonomy places the organism in Eukaryota, Metazoa, Nematomorpha, Gordioida, Chordodea, Parachordodidae. The transcript has 7 exons. Gene Ontology annotation, molecular function: protein binding.